Messenger RNA from Strigops habroptila (Kakapo), 3387 nucleotides. It is a transcript of the gene CMIP, whose product is annotated as c-Maf inducing protein. The record is from RefSeq and is a predicted model, not a curated record. The transcript is spliced from 21 exons. Gene Ontology annotation, cellular component: cytosol; nucleoplasm. Bases 801 to 3119 code for a protein of 772 amino acids. NCBI's taxonomy places the organism in Eukaryota, Metazoa, Chordata, Aves, Psittaciformes, Psittacidae.
GACGUCAGGGAGGGCGGCACAUGACCCCUCCGCAGCCAAUCGGGUGCGGCCGGCGCGGCUCCGGCUGGAGGCUGUCGGCAGCGCUUGCUGCUCUCGCCGCCUCCUUCUCCUCCCGCGGCGGCGGCGGCGGCGGCAGCAGCAGCGGCGCGCGUGGACACACACGUUCCCCCCCUCCCUUUUCUCUUCCCCCCCCAUCCCCCCGUUUCCCCCCCCCAACCCCCCCCCGCUCCUCCCGCACCCCUCCCGCACACCCGCACCCACGUAUAUGCAGACCGCGACCGCCGCCGCCGCUCAGUCCCGCGGACACAGCCUGCGGGGAAGGACGGAGCCGUGGCCGGACUCUCCGCAGCCUCCGCUGGGAGCCACAGCCGCCGGCUUUUGUCCGCAGCCCCCGCCGGGAGCCGACCCUUUUUGCCCGGCCGGCGCUUGCCCGCGAGCAUGGACGCGGCGCUCUGAAGGCGAAGGAGACCCGCCGGAGGGCGGAUUGGGAAGUUCGAAUAACGAUUUUUAUCGCUUCCCUUUCCCCCUGCCCGCUCCGGUGCGGUUCGCUCCCUUCCCCCAUCUUCCCAUAGCAGUUUUUCCUUUUUUUUUUUCCCUUCACAAUUUUUCCUCUUUUUUUUUUCCUUUUUUUUUUUUUUAAUCCACCCAGUGUGGUUUUGAUUUUUGAUUUUUUAUUUUUUUCCCCCCUGAUUUUUAUUUUAUCUUAUUUUACUUGGUUACACCCGUCUCUACCGCCCGUAGAGACCGGUGUCCCCAAGCGGCCGUCACCGAGCGCCACCCGGACCCGAGGGCUCUCUGCCAUGGAUCGCACCGGCUGCUCCAGCGGGGCCAGCGACCGCAGGCAGACCGAGGAGAGCAAGCCGCUGCUGGGCGAGAUGUCCGCUCCCGAGGGGAAUAAAAUGGGUGCCGCGCCGUGCCGGAGAGCCCCGCUCCACUGCAACGGCAUGAGGUACAAGCUGCUGCAGGAGGGGGACAUCCAGGUGUGUGUCAUCCGGCACCCCCGGACGUUUCUCAGCAAGAUCCUCACCUCCAAGUUCCUGCGGCGGUGGGAACCGCACCACUUGACCCUGGCGGACAACAACGUCGCCUCGGCCACGCCAGCUGGGUACAUGGAAAACUCCAUUUCCUACAGUGCUAUUGAAGACGUUCAACCGCUGUCCUGGGAGAAUGCCCCUAAGUACUGUUUACAGCUCACAAUCCCAGGGGGUACUGUCUUAUUGCAGGCUGCAAACAGUUACCUGAGGGAUCAGUGGUUCCAUUCUUUGCAGUGGAAGAAAAAGAUUUACAAGUACAAGAAAGUGCUUGAUAACCCAGGCCGCUGGGAGGUGGUGUUGAAGGAGAUCAGGACACUGGUGGACAUGGCGCUGACGUCUCCCCUUCAGGAUGAGUCCAUUCACCAGGCACCGCUGGAGAUUGUCUCAAAGCUGCUCUCAGAGAACAACAACUUAACCACCCAAGACCAUGAGAGCAUUAUUGUGGCAAUUGCACCUUUGCUGGAAAACAACCAUCCUCCUCCUGACCUCUGUGAAUUCUUCUGCAAGCACUGCCGGGAGCGCCCGCGGUCCAUGGUUGUGAUUGAAGUGUUCACACCAGUGGUACAGAGGAUUCUCAAACACAACAUGGAUUUUGGGAAGUGCCCUCGUUUGCGGCUGUUUACUCAGGAGUAUAUUCUGGCUUUGAAUGAGCUGAAUGCUGGAAUGGAGGUUGUGAAGAAGUUUAUUCAUAGCAUGCAUGGUCCAACUGGACAAUGCCCCCAUCCCAGGGUCCUGCCAAAUCUUGUAGCUGUGUGCUUAGCAGCCAUUUAUUCGUGUUACGAGGAAUUUAUCAACAGCCGAGACAAUUCCCCAAGCCUGAAGGAAAUCAGGAAUGGAUGCCAGCAGCAGUGUGACCGAAAGCCUAAUCUGCCACUCCGCCUUCUUCACACAAGUCCUGACCUGGUCUCUCAGGAGGCCACCGUGACUGAAUCCCGUACCAAACCACCUGUUGUCACUUCAAAUGAGAUCCACGUGGAAGUGGAGCGCACCAACACCGCUAAUCAGAAGAUGACAGCCAACGCUGGCAAUGACAGCGAGCCCAACCUGAUUGACUGCUUGAUGGUCAGUCCUACCUGCAGCACCAUGAGCAUCGAGCUGAGUGCCCAGGCAGACAGGAUCCUUGGCUGUUAUGUUGAAAUACUCAAGAUGCUGUCAGACUAUGAUGACUGGAGACCAGCCCUCGCCAGCUUGCUUCAACCUAUCCCAUUUCCAAAGGAGGCUCUUGCACAUGAGAAAUUCACAAAGGAGCUGAAAUAUGUGAUUCAGAGAUUUGCAGAAGACCUGAGGCAAGAAGUCCACUCAUGCUUGCUGAGUGUGCGGGCUGGCAAAGAUGGCUGGUUCCAGCUCUACAGCCCUGGUGGAGUGGCAUGUGAUGAUGAUGGGGAGCUGUUUGCCAGUAUGGUGCAUAUUUUAAUGGGAUCCUGCUAUAAAACAAAGAAGUUUCUGCUUUCGCUGGCUGAAAAUAAAUUGGGACCUUGCAUGCUACUGGCCUUAAGGGGUAACCAGACAAUGGUUGAGAUUUUGUGUCUGAUGCUGGAAUACAACAUCAUUGAUAAUAAUGACACCCAGCUCCAGAUCAUCUCUACCCUGGAAAGCACAGACGUGGGAAAGAGAAUGUAUGAACAGCUGUGUGACAGGCAGAGGGAGUUAAAAGAGCUGCAAAGAAAAGGUGGUCCCACAAGAUUAACACUGCCAUCCAAGUCCACCGAUGCAGACCUGGCCCGCUUGCUAAGCUCAGGAUCUUUUGGGAAUCUGGAAAACCUCAGCCUGGCCUUUACCAAUGUGACAAGUGCUUGUGCUGAGUACCUCAUUAAACUGCCUUCUCUCAAGCAGCUGAACCUGUGGUCAACUCAGUUUGGAGACGCAGGGCUGCGGCUUCUCUCUGAACACCUCACGAUGCUGCAAGUGCUCAACCUCUGCGAGACGCCUGUCACAGAUGCUGGUUUGCUGGCACUUAGUUCCAUGAAGAGCCUGUGUAGCCUGAAUAUGAACAGCACCAAACUUUCAGCAGAUACCUAUGAAGAUCUCAAGGCAAAACUACCCAAUCUGAAGGAAGUGGAUGUCCGCUACACUGAAGCGUGGUGAACUCUCUGCCUCUGACUCUUCUCUUUUGCUUCUCGAGAGAAGGAAAAGGUUUUUAAAACAAACAGAGAAAAAACAAACUAAGAAAAUAACUUUUGUCUAAUCCCUGUAGAGCAGUGAGCUUUGGGACUUGGUGUUGGGAGCUGUGGUUGUGGGGGAGAGGAGUGGUGUUGUGUGUGUGUUUUGGGGGGGGGGGACAGGGCAAGCCUGGACCCAGCCGGAUUCUUUCAGCUUUGUGAUUUCAGAAUCUACAUAAAUUUAAAUAGAAAAG